AUGGCGCCGAAGAAGAAGAUCGCCAUCAUGACCUCGGGCGGGGACUCGCCCGGCAUGAACGGCGUGGUGCGGGCCUGCGUCCGCAUGGCCAUCCACCUGGGUUGCGACCCUUACUGCAUCUACGAAGGCUAUGAAGGUCUUGUCCGCGGCGGUAAUCUCAUACGCAAGAUGGAAUGGCACGACGUGCGCGGCUGGCUGUCCGAGGGCGGCACACUGAUCGGCACUGCCCGCUGCAUGGCUUUCUACGAGCGCCCCGGCCGCUUAGCUGCAGCACGGAACCUGAUUGCUGAAGGCAUUGACGCGCUCAUCAUCUGCGGAGGAGACGGAUCACUCACCGGAGCCGACAGGUUCCGCGCCGAAUGGCCCUCUCUGCUCCAGGAGCUUGAGAACAACGGCGAAUUCACAGCAGACCAACUCGAGCCAUACAGGCACCUCAACAUUGUCGGUCUCGUCGGGUCUAUCGACAAUGAUCUUUCCGGUACGGACGCCACGAUCGGCUGCUACUCGGCGCUCGCCAGAAUCUGCCACGCUGUCGAUCUCAUUGAGGCCACUGCAUCGUCUCAUUCUCGCGCCUUCGUCAUUGAGGUCAUGGGUAGACACUGCGGCUGGUUGGCACUGAUGGCUGGCGUUGCGACAGGCGCGGAUUUCAUAUUCAUUCCGGAGAAGCCUAGUGAGCACAACUGGAGGGAAGAAAUGUGCGGUAUUGUCGAACAUCAUCGGAAGCUGGGGAAGCGCAAGACAAUCGUCAUCAUCGCCGAGGGUGCUCUCGACAGGCAGGGAAACAAAAUCACUCCUAACAUGGUGAAGGACCUUCUCGCCGACAAGAAUGGCCUGGGUCUCGACACACGGAUCACAACGCUGGGUCACGUCCAGCGUGGAGGGACGGCCGUCGCGUACGACCGGAUGCUUGCGACGCUGCAGGGAGUCGAAGCUGUCAAGGCUGUGCUCGAAGCCACACCUGAUACGCCCACAGCGGUUAUCGCCAUCAACGAGAACAAGAUCGUCAGGAAACCGCUCAUGGAGGCCGUGCAGGACACGAAGAAGGUGGCCAAGGCGAUAGAGUGCCAAGACUUUGACCUGGCUAUGUCUCUACGUGAUACGGAAUUUUCGGAGCAGUACAAGUCCUUCAUGAUGACGACGGCAGUGCAGGUGAACAAGGAUGUCAUGUUGCCGGAAAAGGAGCGCAUGAGAAUCGGCUUCAUCAACGUCGGUGCCCCCGCAGGCGGCAUGAAUGCAGCCGUCCGGGCGGGCGUGGCCUACUGCUUAUCCCGGGGACACGAACCGGUGGCCAUCUACAAUGGCUUCGCCGGGCUCGCUCGUCAUCACGGGGACAAGCCCCUGGGCGCGGUUCGGGACUUCAACUGGCUCGAUGUCGACGGCUGGGCUAGCAAAGGCGGUUCAGAGAUAGGAACUAACCGCGAGCUUCCCAGCGAGUCCGGCAUGGAGGCCAUCGCAAACCUGAUCGAGCAAUACAAUUUUGACGCUCUGUUCGUCAUUGGCGGGUUCGAGGCCUUCCACGCGGUCUCGCAGCUGCGGAAAGCAAGGGACCAGUACCCCUCCCUCUGCAUUCCCAUGACAGUUUUGCCUGCUACUAUCUCCAACAACGUGCCCGGAACCGAGUACUCGCUCGGCUCCGACACGUGCCUCAACGAGCUGGUCGAGUAUUGCGACAAAAUCAAGCAGUCCGCCUCGGCCACCCGGCGGCGCGUCUUUGUCAUUGAGACCCAGGGCGGCCGCUCCGGCUACGUCGCCACCCUCGGCGGUCUCGGAGUCGGCGCUGUUGCCGUGUACACACCAGAAGAGGGCGUCAGCCUGGAGAUGCUCGCGGCCGACGUGCGCCAUCUCAAGGAAGUCUUCACGCACGACAAGGGCCAGUCCCGUGCCGGCCGCCUCAUCCUAAUCAACGAAAAGUCCUCCAAGGUCUACAACGCGCGCCUCAUCGCCGAUAUCCUGCGCGACGAGGCCCAUGGCCGGUUCGAGAGCCGCGAGGGCAUUCCGGGUCACAUGCAGCAAGGCGGCGUGCCCUCGCCCAUGGACCGGUGCCGCGCCGUCCGGCUUGCCAUCCGCUGUAUCCAGCACCUGGAGCAAUUCGGCCGAAAUGUGCACAACAGGGUGAAGAAUGAUCCUAUGAGUGCUACGGUCAUCGGAAUCAAGGGCGCCAGCGUGGUGUUUACGCCGAUCGCUAAGCUCGAGGAGGAGGAGACGGAUUGGCCGAACAGGAGGCCCAAGGCGGCGUUCUGGUUGGAAAUGAAGGAGAUCGUCGAUAUCCUGGGCGGGAGGCCGCAGCACAGCGUUCCGGAGCCCGACUUGACCGGUGUCAAGGCGAAGGACGUCAAGAGGGGGCUUGAGGGCCCUUGA
This is a messenger RNA of Chaetomium strumarium, 2358 nucleotides long. Its product is annotated as phosphofructokinase-domain-containing protein. NCBI's taxonomy places the organism in Eukaryota, Fungi, Ascomycota, Sordariomycetes, Sordariales, Chaetomiaceae. Gene Ontology annotation, molecular function: monosaccharide binding; AMP binding; ATP binding. The record is from RefSeq and is a predicted model, not a curated record. The coding region runs from base 1 to 2358 and encodes 785 amino acids. Gene Ontology annotation, cellular component: mitochondrion; 6-phosphofructokinase complex; cytoplasm. The transcript is spliced from 4 exons. Gene Ontology annotation, biological process: fructose 6-phosphate metabolic process; fructose 1,6-bisphosphate metabolic process; canonical glycolysis.